Molecule: messenger RNA, 2008 nt
Organism: Lemur catta (Ring-tailed lemur)
Lineage: Eukaryota; Metazoa; Chordata; Mammalia; Primates; Lemuridae
Gene: GABPB2
Product: GA binding protein transcription factor subunit beta 2
Exons: 9
Coding region: 390-1748 (452 amino acids)
Biological process (GO): positive regulation of transcription by RNA polymerase II
Cellular component (GO): nucleus
Molecular function (GO): transcription cis-regulatory region binding; protein binding
Source: RefSeq, a predicted model, not a curated record
GUCUAGGAUUUCUCGGAUACACAUUUUUCCAUCUCAGAAGUCCUUCGGUAGAUAGGAAAUGAGUCUCGGAGGUGUAUCAUCCUUCUGUUCGAGUGGCAGGAUGAGGUUUCUAAUCAUUUUCCCUCUACAGAUUCCUCCGCCAGAAAUCAUACAGGCAGCGCCUUCACUUCCGGGUCCGCCAUUUUGUUACCUUCAUUUCUCCACGAGGGGGGGUUAAAGGCCCCCAAAGUAUGCAUAUAUGAAAAGGCCAAAAAGUAACUGUCACUGACAGGGAGUCUUAACUAGAGAAGGAAACGGGACUAAACUGGCGGGCUCGGUGGAAGCACAGCCGGCAGCGUCCCGGACGAGGAGUUAUAGCUACCUGAAAACUUUUGUUCCUAUGCAUAAAGAUGUCUUUGGUGGACUUGGGAAAGAGGUUACUAGAAGCAGCAAGAAAAGGCCAAGAUGAUGAAGUGAGAACAUUGAUGGCAAAUGGAGCCCCAUUCACCACAGACUGGCUUGGAACAUCACCCCUUCACCUUGCAGCUCAGUAUGGUCAUUAUUCCACUGCAGAAGUACUCCUUCGAGCAGGUGUUAGCAGGGAUGCCCGGACCAAAGUGGACAGGACUCCGUUGCACAUGGCUGCAGCCGAUGGACAUGCGCACAUUGUGGAACUUCUUGUUAGGAAUGGUGCAGAUGUGAAUGCCAAGGACAUGUUGAAGAUGACAGCUUUACAUUGGGCCACAGAGCACCACCAUCGGGAUGUUGUAGAGUUACUUAUCAAAUAUGGAGCUGAUGUCCAUGCGUUCAGCAAAUUUGAUAAAUCUGCCUUCGACAUAGCCCUGGAAAAAAACAAUGCCGAGAUUUUGGUCAUCCUCCAGGAAGCAAUGCAAAAUCAGGUGAAUGCUAAUCCUGAGAGACCCAACCCUGUGAACAAUCCUGUGACUGUGGCUGCUCCAUUCAUCUUUACAUCAGGAGAGGUUGUUAACCUCACUAGCCUUGUUUCUUCAGCCAACACCAAAACUACCUCAGGUGACACCCCUGUCUCAACAGUACAGUUCUCAAAUUCUACCACCUCAGUGCUGGCCACUCUUGCAGCUCUUGCUGAGGCAUCAGCCCCCCUCUCCAACCCAGACAGAGCCACAGCCAAUUCAGAGGAAAUCAUAGAGGAAAAUUCUGUUGACUCAUCAAUCCAGCAAGUGAUGGGGAGUGGAGCCCAGAGGGUCAUCACUAUAGUGACUGACGGAGUCCCUCUGGGUAAUAUCCAAACUGCAAUUCCUACUGGAGGGAUUGGCCAGCCAUUUAUUGUAACUAUGCAAGAUGGACAGCAAGUUCUAACUGUACCUGCUGGUCAGGUUGCAGAGGAGACUAUAAUUGAAGAGGAAGAGGAAGAAGAAGCAGAGAAGUUGCCACUGACAAAGAAACCAAGAAUAGAAGAGAUGACAAACAGUGUGGAGGAAAGCAAGGAAGGCAGUGAGAGAGAGCUACUACAGCAGCAACUUCAAGAGGCCAAUAGAAGAGCCCAGGAAUACCGACACCAGCUCCUAAGGAAAGAGCAAGAAGCAGAACAGUACCGUCGUAAGCUGGAGGCCAUGGCCCGACAACAGCCCAAUGGAGUUGAUUUCACUAUGGUUGAAGAGGUGGCUGAAGUAGAUGCUCUAAUAGUCACAGAGGGGGAGGUGGAAGACAGAGAGACAAAAGUGACUGGGUCAGGAGGGACCAAAGAGCCUCCUCACACUGGAGUUUCCAUGGAAACUGUUUCAUCUUAACAUGCAAGGGCCACAACUUGCACUGUGUUCAUCUUAUUCGUCUUUUCAAAAAAAUUACAGAAGACAAACAUUGUAUAAAAAUCAAGAAUGUCCUUAAGAAGAAAACUAUAGCAGGGUACAGUGCUUGGGCUCAAGAAGGAUCUCUAUGCAACUGGAAAAUUCAAAGCCAUAUUUAGGGAACACUUCUUCUGAGGGGCCAAAAGAAUAAGGACCAAAUUUCUUAGUCCAUAUCGUUGUUUCAAGCAUAGAGGUAAAGGAAU